AUGCCCGCCGUUUCUACCGCCAGCACUAUCACCAAAGCAUCUAAGAAGAAGAGUUUCCCUAAGAAGUCGUCCACUGACAGAGGCAGCCUCAAGGAAAGUGACGCCCACAUUAGGGAAAAAAAAUUGAAGGACAAGAAGAGAAAGCGUUCUCAGAGAAAGCGUUCUACUAAGAACCCCAAGGACGUCAAGGAGGAGCCAUCCAAGGAAGACGUUUCCAAGUCCACCCCAGCUAAGCAGGUUUCCAAGCCUGUCGAGCCCACCAAGGAAAUGAAGAAGGCUAAGAGGGUGUUCCUCUCCAACGAGAGCGACUCCUACUACCCCUCCCACUUCUUCACUUUCCAGCUCAUUUUUGAGGACUUUGUGCCUCUCAACCCAGGUCAGACUUCUUACCUUGAGCUUUACUUGGCCCAAAAGAAGGAAGAAUUUCCAGAGGUUAAGGAAACUCCCGAGCCCGAGGUCAUUCAUGUUCAGCACUUGCCUGAACCAGUCAACCCAAUUCAGGAAACUCCUGAACCAGUCAACCCAAUUCAGGAAACUUUAACUGAAGCAGAGGUCUCCACUUACCCUGUCCACGCAACCCUUUUGCCCUUGGACUUUCCCGUUUUCAAGACUUGGUCGUCUUUGUCGCAGACUGAAAAGACCUACUACCCAGGCGACUUUCUCCAUUUCAGAAAGUCCCUCAAGGAAGAGGAAUCCGCAUACUUCCCCAAGGAUUUCUACUUCUGGCAGGAUGCCUGGACCGAGAAGUCGGAGAAGUCCUUCACCAUUGAGGACUUUUUCGAGUUCCGUCUCAUUCUUGACGAGCUUGUGCCUCUCAAUGCACUGAAGAAGAGAAAGGCCCCAAACACAAAGAAGGUCUUCCUCGUGGAUGACGGACACCUUUUCGUCACCGACUUCUUCAGCUUUCAGCACAUUGUUGAUGGGCUCGAGUCGCUCGAGGGUCAGUUAUCUGACUACGAUUUCUGCUUGCGUGAAGAGCACUUUGAGUUGUACUCUACUGGAGAAUCGGAACCAGAGCCAGAGCCUGUGAAGAGUCAGCCUGUGAAGACUCAGGAGGUCUACUUCCCCGAAGACUUCUGCAGCUUCUUCCAGCUCUGGACUUCCUCUCCCAAGUACAAAAAGGCUUUCCUUCCAAGCGACUUUUACUUUUGGAAGGAUACCACAAACGACGAAGACACUCCCACCUUUUUGCCAAGGGACUUUUUCCACUGGCAGGGUGUCUUUAGUGAAAAGAGCAGCGAGUCCUUUUUUCCCCAGGACUUCUGCUUUUUUCAAAGCAUUAUCGAUUCAGAGCCCUCAUCGGUUCCUGAAACCAAUGAUGAAACAAAGGCAUCCAGUCUUCCCCUGGAGUCCAACUCAUCCUCAAAGUCUGACCUAUCACUCCACUGCAAGAAGGUCAGAAGAAACUCGAUACAGUCAAAGCUUUUCGUGGUAAAGCAUCACAGCAAUAAGAGGAAGAUUCCUUAUGUCGGAAUAAUUCCCAAGGAGCUAGUCCCUCCACUUCCCCCUGCUGAUUUGGUGUAUGACCUGGAUAGCUCAGAGCAGUCUUCCAUAUUUGACUGGUUUCAGUUUGACCCUAGCAUGAGUAAUUCAGACGUUGACGCUUAUCUAGGCGAGCUAGACUGA
Candidozyma pseudohaemuli is the source of this 1626-nucleotide messenger RNA. RefSeq lists its product as uncharacterized. Bases 1 to 1626 code for a protein of 541 amino acids. The record is from RefSeq and is a predicted model, not a curated record. The transcript has a single exon. NCBI's taxonomy places the organism in Eukaryota, Fungi, Ascomycota, Pichiomycetes, Serinales, Metschnikowiaceae.